CACUUCAUGACCACACCAGCCAUCGAUAUCACUGGCCUAUCUAAAAGCUUUUCCAAGCUGUCCGCCUUAAAACAAAUCAGCUUAACUGUUGAACAAGGGCCCAAUGGUGCAGGAAAAACCACGCUAAUUUCUAUCCUUGCGGGGCUAACUCAACCGACCCAAGGGGGAGCGCGGGUCAUGGGCCAUGAUGUGGUCAAAGACUACCCCCUCUCUCGUCGCGCCAUAGGGGUCGUACCCCAAGAACUGGUUUUUGAUCCUUUUUUUACAGUGCGUGAGACCUUACGGUGGCAGUCAGGGUAUUUUGGUAUUCGACAUCCCGAUGAUUGGAUUGAUGAAAUUUUAAGCCAUCUGGGGCUCACCGAUAAGGCCAACGCCAAUAUGCGCACUUUAUCGGGCGGGAUGAAACGCCGCGUCAUGGUUGCACAGGCCUUAGUUCACAAACCCCCCGUGAUCGUACUCGACGAACCCACCGCAGGGGUUGAUGUGGCACUGCGCCAGACUCUUUGGCAAUUUAUUCAGUCCCUUAAUCGUAAAGGGCAUACCAUUUUGCUGACCACACACUAUUUAGAGGAAGCUGAAACACUGUGCAAUCGUAUUGCCAUUAUUCAACGCGGCGAGCUGGUCACCGUUGCCCCCACACAAACGCUAUUAAACCAGUUUCACCAAUCCAUUUUGUCG
Molecule: messenger RNA, 678 nt
Organism: Darwinula stevensoni
Lineage: Eukaryota; Metazoa; Arthropoda; Ostracoda; Podocopida; Darwinulidae
Source: the annotation of a GenBank genome assembly